Molecule: messenger RNA, 791 nt
Organism: Frankliniella occidentalis (western flower thrips)
Lineage: Eukaryota; Metazoa; Arthropoda; Insecta; Thysanoptera; Thripidae
Product: galactokinase-like
Exons: 4
Coding region: 41-694 (217 amino acids)
Biological process (GO): carbohydrate phosphorylation; galactose metabolic process
Cellular component (GO): cytosol
Molecular function (GO): ATP binding; galactokinase activity
Source: RefSeq, a predicted model, not a curated record
UUCAAACUUUUGAAACGGCUUUUACUCGCAGGCGCUGCCCAUGGUGACGCUGGUGAUCGGGCGGCGCAGCGGCUCGGACACGAUCACGCUCUGCACCGACAGCCCGGACACCGACGGGCCGAAGCGCACCUCCUUCCCGGUGCCGUCCCUGGCCGCGCCCCUCAAGCCCGGGGCGCCCAAGUGGGCCAACUACGUCAAGGGCGUCCUCGCCCACUUCCCAGGAGGUUGCCCCGGGUUCGACGCCGUCGUCAUCUCCAGCGUGCCGCUGGGCGGGGGUCUCUCGAGCAGCGCCUCCCUGGAGGUGGCCACCUUCACCUUCCUGGAGGCGCUCACCGGCCGCGGCUGCCAGAGGUUGGCUGAUAAGGCCCUAGUGUGCCAGAAGGCGGAGCACGAGUUCGCCGGCAUGCCGUGCGGCAUCAUGGACCAGUUCAUCUCCGUCAUGGGCAAGCAGGGCAACGCGCUGCUCAUCGACUGUCGGUCCCUCGAGUCGCGGCUGGUGCCGCUGGAGGACCCCGAACUGGUGGUGCUGGUCACCAACUCCAACGUCAAGCACGAGCUGUCGGGCAGCGAGUACCCCACCCGACGCCGGCAGUGCGAGCAGGCCGCCCAGGCCCUGGGGAAGAAGUCCCUUCGCGAUGCCACCGUGGCCGACCUGCAGGGUAAGUUCCUCUUUGAGCUCGCAAGUUGGUGGUAGGCCAACCCACAACGCAGGCGCGCGUGCGGAGCGGUGGUGCCUACCUCAGCGCCCGCAGACCGUGGGUAGGCCGACCCGCAACGCAGGCGCGCGUGCG